CUGUCAUUCGGUAGCUAACCAGCCGACAGCCGGAGGAGGCGGAGGAGACCCAGCCAGGAAGGUGCACGAAAGAACCAGCGAAACACAGCAACAUAGCAACAUGUCUCUGUCUAACAAACUUACCCUGGACAAGGUGGACGUGAAGGGGAAGCGCGUCAUUAUGAGAGUUGACUUCAACGUUCCAAUGAAGGACAAGCAGAUCACAAACAACCAGAGGAUCAAGGCGGCCGUUCCCAGCAUCCAGCACUGCCUUGACAACGGGGCCAAGUCCGUUGUGCUGAUGAGCCAUCUGGGUCGUCCUGACGGAAACCCCAUGCCUGAGAAAUACUCCCUGGAGCCCGUCGCCGCCGAGCUCAAGACCCUGCUGGGGAAGGACGUCACCUUCCUGAAGGACUGUGUGGGUGCAGAGGUGGAAGCUGCCUGCGCUAACCCCGCUACUGGAUCCGUCAUCCUGCUGGAGAACCUCCGCUUCCACGUUGCCGAGGAGGGAAAAGGCAAAGAUGCCUCCGGGAACAAGACCAAGGCCUCCCAGGAGCAGAUCGACUCCUUCAGGGCGUCUCUGUCCAAACUGGGAGACGUUUACGUCAACGAUGCCUUCGGUACAGCUCACAGAGCUCACAGCUCCAUGGUGGGAGUCAAUCUGCCUCAGAAGGCGGCUGGUUUCCUCAUGAAGAAGGAGCUCGACUACUUUGCCAUGGCUCUGGAGAAACCUCAGAGGCCCUUCCUGGCCAUCCUCGGAGGAGCGAAGGUGAAAGAUAAGAUCCAGCUGAUCAACAACAUGCUGGAUAAGGUCAAUGAGAUGAUCAUCGGCGGCGGCAUGGCCUUCACCUUCCUCAAAGUCCUCAACAACAUGGAGAUCGGUACCUCCCUGUUCGACGAGGAGGGUGCCGGCAUCGUCAAAGAACUGAUGGCCAAAGCCGAGAAGAACGGCGUCAAGAUCACGCUGCCCGUCGACUUCAUCACCGCGGACAAGUUUGAUGAGAAAGCCGCCACUGGCACCGCGACCGUCGCCGCUGGCAUCCCGGCCGGCUGGAUGGGUUUGGACUGUGGACCAGAGAGCUCUAAGGCCUACGCAGAGGCCGUGUCCAGGGCCAAGCAGAUCGUGUGGAACGGUCCAGUUGGUGUGUUUGAGUGGGACAACUUUGCCAAAGGAACAAAGAACCUGAUGGACAAAGUGGUCGAGGUGACCAAAUCCGGCUGCAUCACAAUCAUCGGUGGAGGCGACACAGCAACCUGCUGCGCCAAGUGGGACACAGAAGACAAAGUCAGCCAUGUCAGCACAGGAGGCGGCGCCAGUCUGGAGCUGCUGGAGGGUAAAGUCCUGCCUGGUGUGGACGCCCUGAGCAGCGUCUAAACCCCCCGUCGGCUGGAGUGUGUGUCGGUGUGUGAUUGUGUGUAUGAGAGGUGGGUAGCUACUCGGCCAGACUCCUGUUUACUCCUGAAACAUCCCCGCAAGUGAAAACAAACACACACCACCUUUACCCCGCAGCCUUUCCAUCCUCAGUCUUUGUUGUUUUUAUUGUUUUUUUUUAAACAAUGCAACUCAAAGGAGAACAACUUCCUUCAUCUCAGAUCUGCUGCCAUUAAAAUAGAGCCUUAUUCUAACAUACUUCUACAAGUCAAACCGCUGGAAGUAGGAGACCUUAAUUGUCUUUAAUGGCUCAGUUUUUAACCUCAAGAUGAUAAAACUCGUUAAGGUGGAAGCAGUGGACUCGCUCUCCGCGGCGUCGCUGUCGUCGUUGCUCUUCUUCACGUUCCUUUAAAACAAGACGAGGAUCCGUCACCCCGGAGAAACUCGAACAGUGGCUCUUGUGUGUGUGAACGUGUGUUUUGCUGCGUCACUUUUGCAUAGCUACACUGGGAUCAUCACUGCACCACCCUGAGCGUGUAAACCUGCAGUAUAUAUCUAUAUAUAUAUAUAUAGAAACGGUUAACGUGGUGCGUGUGUGUCUACAUGUUACAUUUUGUCUGUUCACGCUGGCGUCGGCUCUGAUCAUCUGUCAUUGCUGGUUGUUGGUUUCUGAGCGGCUUCGGACUGAGACGUCUCAGCUGAUCUGUUCUGGCUAAUAAAACCGUCUCUGUGUAAA
Stegastes partitus (bicolor damselfish) is the source of this 2087-nucleotide messenger RNA. RefSeq names its product phosphoglycerate kinase 1 (gene pgk1). The record is from RefSeq and is a predicted model, not a curated record. The coding region runs from base 101 to 1354 and encodes 417 amino acids. Lineage: Eukaryota; Metazoa; Chordata; Actinopteri; Pomacentridae. Gene Ontology annotation, biological process: glycolytic process; gluconeogenesis. Gene Ontology annotation, molecular function: phosphoglycerate kinase activity; ATP binding; ADP binding. The transcript has 11 exons. Gene Ontology annotation, cellular component: cytosol.